UUGUCGAGUAGAUCUGUGAGUGGAGGCACGGGGCAGCUGCCGCCUUCUCAUCAGGCCUCAGGCGCGCUGUAUUGUUGUCUCCCGACCGCGUUUGUGCCGAAAGAUGUGUUGCAAAUGAAAUUGCCUUUUUGAAGAGAAAGAAGAAGCGGAAAAGUCUUCUAAAUGUAAAUUACUGAAAGGUACAUUGUGUUAUUUCAACACAUAUUGAUAUAUUUUUUUACGUCAUUUGAUAUUAAUGGAAUAAAAGCAGGGAGUUAUCGAUUAUAUACUAAAGCGACCACUGUGUUCUGGAGGAAGGAUAGCGAGAACCUAAACCGGGAAGUGAGGGAGCGUGAGCUGCAACCCUUGAAGUUUCUCAUUGUUCCUCGCGAAUUAAACAUCGAGAAUCACCGAAAGUGCGCUUAAGAGGAGCUUAUUAACAUCAAGGCUGAUCGUAUGAACGUUGCACUUGCUGUCAUCGUCUCCGUAAAGCUUCGCAAGGCAAUGUAAAAGAAUCUCAGCUGGCGGAUGCUGCGCUGUCAACGGGGGAGUUUAUCUUAAGGUCAUGAAGGUGUCGCCAGGCGCUGACUGAACACGGGCCCUCCACUAGAGUAAGUUUAUCUAGAAUGGAUAGAUUGCGAAAUAUAAAGAACCGCUUAAGCGUGUCAGUGGACAAGCUUUCGCCGUCACGAAGGUCUAAGUCUCAGCAACGACAGGGUGAGCAUCUCGGGAACGUCCCUGCGUCCACGGGAGAUAUUCCUGGGUCUAUCAAGACUUCAAGGGUCGAGGACAGGCCGAGUAGUGCCUUCGAAGUGACUGCCAGUGCAGGAUCAAGUUCUCGGCCGACCAGCUACUGUGAAGUCGACUUAGACGAGACUCUUUCCGAGGAGUGGCUGCCAGUCGAGGACCUCGCCGGUGCGGUCGCAGGAUCCAAAACUUCUCCAGAGAAUGAAGUGGAGGCUUCCCCAGGCCUCACUGUUGACCCUGUACCACUGAAGCGCUCGACACCAACCAUACAUGGCGAUAGCCUCAUGUCUGAGGUAAUGAAAGAAGUGGAAAAAAUAAGUGAAUUGAGUGAAGGUAUGAAAGUUGAGCCAAAAAACGCAGCUGAAUCAGUAGAUAAGAGCGCCACGUCUGUGGAUGGUACACAGAAGGGGGUGGAAACUAAGGCUGAGGAUGACAGGCCGACACCGUGCAAUCCAGGACGAAGUAAGAGUGAGGAGACACUUGUGGCGGCGGAGGAGGUGAGCCUGAGAGAGGAGGGAGAGAAAACGAGUCCAGGCGACACGUUCGAUUCUCCCGCCGCUUGCAGGACAGAGAGCCUCACCUCGGGAUACUUCUCCGACUCUGACGUCACGCUCUCGGACGGCAAAUGUGACAGUGGACUUUUGAAAUCACCGCUCAGGAUAUCAGAAAAUGCAGAAAAUAACAAAUCUGCCUUUACUUCAGUGAUACCAGAAUCACACACCAAAUCAGCGUUCAGUAGUCUCAAACGCGACACUUCUGAAUACAUUCAUACAUCUACACCUAUCGAAUCUAAAACUGAAACCUCCAUCUGUUCUACUGUCACAAAUGUUGCAUCAGUUUCACGAACCACCACCACAUAUCCAGCGGCAGGCCACGUGGAGCAAGCGGAACCCAGUCAGGUGGCAGCCACCGCGGUGGUUGAGGAGAAGAAGACCAAAAAAGAGAGCCUGUACAGCAGGAUCAUGAGGAAGAAAGAUCCCUCGAAAGAACCAACUUACUCCAAGAAAAGCACAUCUAAAGAACCAAUUUACUCUAAGAAAAGUGCAACGAAAGAGCCGAUAUACGCCAGAAUCAAACCCAAACUUACGGCAGAGACUAGUUUUCAACCAAUUGAACCCAGCACGGGGAAGAACACUUGUCACGACAAGGGCGGCAGCGACGUGGUGAAGCCCGAGCCAGUGUACAGCCCCGCCGGUGUGUCUGUAGCGGGCGUCCCCUCCUAUCCAUCAGGGCCCACUGCCGCCUUUGUCCCGAUAGAGCCAAAGGUGUUAUCCCCAGAUAAAAAGGUGGAUCCUGCAUACAGUCAAGUUAAGCCAAGAGAAUUUCGAAGCAACACAUUGCCGCGAGAGCCAGUCUACAGUACAGUUAAAAAGAAUUCUGGAAGUUUGCCUAAAGAACUUACACCGGGCAAGGUAAAAGAACACAUAUACAACACUCCGCUACCGCUGACGCCGCGGGAGGAGGCUCUGCUGAGGCGGGAAUCCUUCUACAGUCACGCCUCGCCCGAUUAUGGCAAAGUGACCGUUCGGGUUGGGGAAAUUACUCCAAGUGUUCCAGCCAUCAUCACCAUCAGCAACCCGGGCUACGCCGCGCCGGCAGUCGCUGCCGCCACAGCGUCCUCACCACCACUUGCCUCAUGUCCUGAGUCACCCGCCUCGAGCACCACGGCUGCAGUUUCUAGUCCCGAGACCAAUCCAGAUCCAGUACCCUCAACUAGCACGUUACAAAGUGAAACCAAAGAGAAGAGUGAGUGUGUUCCUAAGCCACCAGCAUCCCAGCCCUCUAUCCAGCGAGAAGACUCCUUCAUUGAAAGUAACACCGAGAGUGCCGAUCGCUCUAAACUCUCCCAGCUGGUGGAGGAGUUGGCCCAGGAGCUGGAGGCUGUCAGUCACCACCUCCACCCUGCUGAGGCUGCUGACUACAAAUCAAAGAAAGAGGUCCUGGCAAAACUACUGGCGACGUAUGACGUGCCCAAGAACCUACGGCGGGUGGAGGAAGUGGAUGAAGACGCGGCCCUGGAGGCAGAGCAGGCGCUGGUGCCCAGUGGCGUUAGCAUGGAUGAACUGCGAUACGUGGACGACAACGAAGACAACGCCGAGACAGUGUACGCCGACGUGCCUGAUUACUCACAGGACGAGUUUGUGAUCGCUCUUGACGAUGAGAACGACCCUCGCUACGCCUCCCUGACGCGCGCCCUCAGGCAUCACAAGGCGGGAGGAGAAUCCCCGGGCAAAGUGAGCAAGAGAUCAGCGACGGUGUAUGCCAACGCCCUCAACGUGGUCACGGCCCUCAGGGUGCUCAUUAACUCCAAGUCCACGCGUGCCGCCUCGGUCAUUAACAAGAUGGGCACCCUGGCUCGGCCCUACGCCCACCGCAUGCAGGAAUCCAUCACGGAUACCUCCUGGAUCCAGCGAGUCAUCUUUCACAAGUCGCCACGUCCCAGGAGAGUGUUCAAGGCUGUGCGGCUGCGACGGAGACACAAGGGUCACAAUGGCUUCGACGAGCUGCGACGCUACAUCAAGUCAGGCGGCGAAUUUUGCAAGGAGCUGGCCACCAUCAUGCACGAGAGGGCAGAGCUGGAGGCAUCAUAUGCCAAAGGUCUAUAUAAGCUGUCCAGUAAGCUAAUGAAGGCAUCAAAGGAGACCUCUGGCACCAUUACACAGGCCUGGCAGAUGGUGGGUGUGGAGAUGGAGCAGCAGGGAGAUGUGCACCGAUCAGUUGCAUCAGCAAUUGGAGAUGAUGUGGUGCGACCUCUGCGUCAGUUGAUAGAGACACAACACAAAAUCCGCAAAGGAGUGGAAAGUAUGGUAGAUAAGACCACCAAAAAUCUGCAUGACUGGCGAGCAGCAGAAAGCAAGUCCAAGAAGCAGAGUUAUAACAACUGUCGUGAGAAUGAAAAGAUCCAGGACAUGAUGCUAGAAGCUCGCCUGGGACGGGGAAAGACUCUCACUGACAAAGAAACGAUUAAGAUGGAGAAGCAGCGCCGCAAAGCUGAGGAGGCUGUACAAAAGAGUGACCUGGAGUACUACACUUGUUGCAUCCGUGCAGAGAGGGCCAGGUUGGAAUGGGAAUCUGCAGUAUACAAAGGGAGCAGCUGUUUCCAGACACUGGAGGAGGAGCGUUUGCAGGCACUCAGGGAUCUGGUAGUCAAGUACCACAAAAAUGCUUUAGAAUCUUCACCAAAGGUUGUUGCAACUGCAGAGCGACUUGAGGAACCUGUGAAAGCAUGUGAUGUAGAGAAAGAUAUCCAGGCAGUAAUUGCAGCAAAGGGAACUGGAGAAAACAUACCAGAGCAGAUGCUUCCAGACUUUUAUGGUGAAGACAUGAAUAACAUAAUGAACAGAGAGAGGAGAAGAGAGGCACUGGAGAAAUUCAUCAAGAUGGUGAGAACAGACCUGGAACGGGAGAGGCGAGGGAAGCAAGGCGUGGAGAACCUGGCCAAGGCACUCCAAGAGACUCCAACAUUUGGUGGGGAAGAAUCACAGCAAGAUGUGAACGACAAACUACAACAUGAUGCCCACAACAGACUACAACAUAUGAAGGCCAUGCUUGCCUACUUGGAGGCUGCUCGCUAUAAGAUUCAGUGCUCCAUUGAUGAACUCAGCAACAGACCCAAGACAGUCCAUCCUCUGGCCAAGCACAUUGAGGUUCAUCGAGAUAAGCAAGGAUAUACCUGUUCAGUACUCAAGGUACCACCCUGGGUCAGAGGAAACAGUGUGGACGUAUCGCCUGCAAGCAAUUCGCCUACAGGAUCUCCUAACUGGAAUGAUCGAGGAACUGCUGAUGGCAACUCUGUCCAGCCUGACUCAGAUUUUGACGAGUUCAGCUCUCAAGGCUCAGAUCGAGACUAUCAGGCCACCAUGAAUGAUGAAAAUGCUGAACCCAACAUCAAAGACAUACCAUAUUAUGCUCACCCACUGCCUACUGCUGCAACAGGCAGCAGGUGCAAGGCUCUCUAUGACUAUGAAGCCAACAUGUAUGAUGAGCUCACCAUCAGGACAGGUGAUAUAAUCAACAUUCACGAGAAGCAAGCUGAUGGAUGGUGGGUUGGAGAGCUGGACAGUGUUGUGGGUAUGUUCCCAGCAACAUAUGUUGAAGAGAUUGAUUGAGCUUGAUCUGCUUAUGUUGUGAUCACCGCUUCCAAGACUCAAAGCAGCAUUGGAUGUAGGAGAUUUUCUUCACUUUACUGUACUUGUUAUUACUUUGUAUAUUCUCUGAUAGAACAUUUAAGUGUUUCUUAGUUAUUGUACAUACGACAGGACUUGCAGAAUAGAACUUUUUAAAAACUUCAAAAUAUGUAAUUGACACAGGAUUUAGGAUUUGAUUCUGACACUACACAGCAUAAUUAAUCUUACUGCUCUGAAACUAAGCUAGUCAUUGAUAUGCAUACAAUAUUGAAAUAAAAACUGGAGUUAGAUCUGACAGGUUUUAUAUGAGGUUUUAUAUGUAAAUAUAUUUUUUAGAACAUAUAAUUAACAUCUGCAGAUAAUAGUAUAUAUAUAUAUAUAUAUAUAUAUAUAUAUAUAUAUAUAUAUAUAUAUAUAUAUAUAUAUAUAUAUAUAUAUAUAUAUAUAUAUAUAUAUAUAUAUAUAUAUAUGCCUUAAGAUCUAACAACUGUUUCCUCUCUUCAUAUAUAGCUUUGCUACACUCGUAUACUGUUUCAUGAUGAAAAUAGAUUUUCUUCAAAUAAAAAUCAUUUAUAAUAAUUUACAUACAUUUUUUAACAUAUGUGCACAUGUGAAAUUUUGUCACAACUCAUUAAUCACCAAGCUCAUACAAAACAGUACUGACUGUGACAUUGAGUUAAUAUGUUGUAGCAACUCAUUAUCUCUGGGAAACUGGAGAUUAUUAUUAAUUCAAAGGAAAAUAUAUGAUUGAUUACU
Messenger RNA from Scylla paramamosain (green mud crab), 5609 nucleotides. RefSeq lists its product as uncharacterized. Gene Ontology annotation, cellular component: cytoplasm; plasma membrane. Bases 606 to 4835 code for a protein of 1409 amino acids. NCBI's taxonomy places the organism in Eukaryota, Metazoa, Arthropoda, Malacostraca, Decapoda, Portunidae. Gene Ontology annotation, molecular function: protein binding. The transcript has 14 exons. The record is from RefSeq and is a predicted model, not a curated record.